This is a messenger RNA of Mytilus californianus (California mussel), 5488 nucleotides long. Its product is annotated as protein Hikeshi-like. Gene Ontology annotation, molecular function: Hsp70 protein binding; nuclear import signal receptor activity. Lineage: Eukaryota; Metazoa; Mollusca; Bivalvia; Mytilida; Mytilidae. Gene Ontology annotation, biological process: protein import into nucleus. Gene Ontology annotation, cellular component: nucleus; cytosol. The record is from RefSeq and is a predicted model, not a curated record. The coding region runs from base 87 to 674 and encodes 195 amino acids. The transcript is spliced from 4 exons.
AUGAAUACGAGAAAUACAGAAAUAACAAAAUCAACAUUGACAUUGGCAUUAAAGAACAACAAAACGAAAUUUGAGCUGAACUAGAAAUGUUUGGAUUGUUAAUACCAGGACGUCUGGUGCAAGCUGAAGUACAACAGAUAAAUGAAACCCAUUUUGUAUUUAAUGUAGAAGAUGCUGACAGCAUUAAUCACAUAGCCAUAUUUCUGACAGGACAAACUCCUUUUCCUGAUGGAUAUGGUGGAGCAGUUUAUUUCUCCUUCCCAAAUCCUACAGGCCAGCAGUGGAUAUUACUGGGUGUUAUAGCUAACCAAAAACCAAGUGCCAUCUUUAAAGUCACAAACCUCAAAUCAGCUACUGAUAGUACAAAUCCUUUUGGCCAAUGUAUACCACACAUGUCUCACAUGGCACAGAUAGGCCUUUCUAUAGAAACUCUGGAGGAGCUUUCUCAGCAAACACCAUCACCACAAGCUGCAGUUUCCACAGCUGAAACUUUUGUUGAAUAUUCAAGAAAAAUGUUAGAGAACUUUUUCAACUUUGCUACUUCAUUUACACAAACUCAAGCACAAAUGUCACCAAACCCCACAGAAACAUAUGUUCCAUUAAGUACAGUGCAGACUUGGUAUGCUAAUUUUGAACGAAGAUUGCAACAGAACCCCUUCUUCUGGAGAUCAUAAUACAAAGUACAUAUUUCUUUCAUUCAAUGUUUGUUAACAAAAAAAUUUUCUUUUAUACUUAUUUACAUUUGUAUUUGCUCAGGACACAUGAUAUAACAGUAAAUGUCUUUGAUUCUGCAUCUACAAUUGUUGUGUAUAUAAUAGUACUGCCAACAAAAUUGUCACUUCUAUUGAGAAAGAUGAGUAAAUGUUUAAUCAAAAUAUCUGACUUGCAUGCUCUUAUAUACAUUUAUACUAACCAGGUAGAUUUGAAAAUGGCAACUGCAUAGUAUAGUUAAAAAGUCAAAUGAGCAAAUGUAAUGUUGACUUAGAUUUUUGUGACAAUAAGAUGUUUAAUUGAAUUCUUAUAUGUAGACUAUUUAAGAAACUUAAGCUCUGUUGCUUCUUCAGGGUAUUCAAUGAUCUUGGAGUUCUGUCAUUAACCAUAUUCAUCUUUGUAGUUAUAGGGUAAUUUUCUGGCUCUUACAGCGACAAAGUCCUUUUGUGGUAAUAGGUUGUUAAAGUGCCACUAAUCAGCCAAUCAAUCGAUUAACAUAAUUAUGAAUAAAUAUUGAAACUUCAGAAUAAUUUAUCGAAAUAAGUGUUUACUCAUCAAAUAUCCAACCUGUUCUAAGUUAUUGUUUUACUUAAACAUUUAGAAAUGACUUUUGUACUGUAUAGCUUGUUGGUUCUAUAUUCUUAUAUCUUGUGUUUGACAUGAAUUAAUUGUACUAAUCUUGGGUUAUUUUUACAGUAAAAGUUUAACUUUUUAACUUUAGAGAAAAUUAUAAAAAAAUCUUUCAACUUUUAAUUAAAACCUCUUGCAUGUUUAUCGUGCAAGUGAUCAAUUCUACCUUAAUUAUAUCAAGAGUUACUCAAAUAAAAUUAUGGUAUUGACAAAAAAAAAAUAAUAAUUCAGGUAAACAUAAUGUUAAGUAAAAAAAAAGACAAAAAAAUCAAACUAUUUUACCAGAACAGUAUUGAUUUUAAAACCUAACAAUUUUUUCAAUAGUAACGGAUAACAUUUGAAGUGAACUAACCAGUUGCGUACAUCUAAAUGCUUUUUGCCUGCCAAUUCUAGAUAUCAUGAAUGUUUCCCUCUAAUUGGUUUGGAAAGUAUGAACUGGACGCAUUUGAUCUUUCAUAUAAUUCAUUUUGUCAGUUUUGGGAUAAAUCUUGAGAGUGUAAGCAAAGUAAUUCUAAUACCAAAAAUGUCACUUCUCUUACAAUUACAAUUGCCCAUAAGACAAUAGAUGCAUACAUUCAAAACUUAAAUUAAUAGUAUAUUAUGUUUAGACUUAUAAAAACCAAACUGCCAUGGGAAAUAAGAUUACAACACAACAGUGUCAUGUCCAUUGUUAUACAGAAUAUAAUUGUGACAUAAAAGAUAAAUUCAACUGAUAAACCCAGUGAAUAUAGUAUCAAAUGAAUUCUCACAUGCAAGAUAAAUUUCACUAUUAUAACAUGUCGAGUACAGAUGAUUUUUGUUUGUGUUGAAUGAUAAUUAAUAAUGGAGUGAUCACAAUUCAAUUCAAUGUUUUAUUAAAGUCUCAUCUCUCAACAAGUACAAUCGAUAUUUAUACAUUGUAAAACAAUACUAAAUAAAAUCAGAGUCAUUCUACACAAAAUUAUAAGAGACUAUUAAAAUGCAUAGAUAUGAUACACUAAACAAUAUGAAAUAAAAUACUAUUUACAAUAUAUAAAAUUUCUACACCUUUUUAAAAUCAAAUAACAGGUUUUGGCACACACACAUAUCAUAUUUACAUCUGAGAAUAAAAACACUAACUUUUCACAUGUGACACAACUAUGUUUGGAAUAAAGUAAACUAUUUUUUUAUUUAUAUUUCUAAACUAACCAACCCAAUUGGCCAAUGUAUAUAUUUUUGAUAACUAAUCUAUUGUAGUACUUGUUUUUUUCUUAAUUUGUUGUUUUAUUGAUAUAUGUAAUUGUUAUUCUACACCACCAUAACCAUAUUUACAAAGUUGAUAAAAUCUUAACCAUAUUCUUAUCCUGGUACAUUGUUAUAGAAGCAGUUUGCUUUUAUAUUAAUAAACUAGGCAGGCUAUACACACUGGAAAGACUUAGAAUGUUGCAAUUGAAAUAGUUAGGUAUUUGAACAUGAAUGAAUACUUAAGUCACUGAAAUAGAGUAUUGCAUUUGGGAAGAUAUGUUUAAAGACAUAGUGAUUGAAUAAUUAUGUUUUAAACAAAAACUGAGGUGUGACAUUUUUUCAAUUUGUUAUCUACAACAACUUUCAAUGAGUUAUAACAUAUUUUUCAACAAUUUAGAUUUUUUUGUUAUGAUUGAUGAGUUACAGAUACUCGAAGAACAUUUGAUGUUUUGAUUGAAAAAGUAUAGAACAUUGAAUAAAGGCAAAUACACAUUAUAGAGUUACCCUGAUUCUACAAUGGUUGAUUGGCUAUAGCUUACUAUAGUUCAUUGGAUAGAUUGUGUUUACUUUAUCAAUGAUUUGCAAGUAAAGAAGAUGUGUUCAUAUUUUUAUAUGUGUUGAAAAAGUGCUAGAUUUGUAUCUAUAUUGAUGUUUAGAUUUGUUUAUUGUAAAAGUUGUUUUUUGAAUAGUUUUUUUUAGACAGUUUGAAAUCCAAUGAAAAGUUUUACUUCCAGAAUUGUUAAACUAUGGUGCACAUUUAUAAUUUUGUAAUGGAAUGGCAAUGUACAAAUGGAAAAUAUUUUGUCCUGUAAAUUCAUGAAAAAUAGAAAAAAUGUGUUAAACUAUUUAAAGCUUAUCUUCUUAAAAUGGCUUCAUAAUUUAACUAAGGCUUGAUUCUACUAUUUUACUUGUUUAUAAGUACAAAUUUCAAGAUUUUAGCAUAGUAAACCAAACAGAAUAAUUUCAGGAACAUGUUGUCAAAACAAACAUAGACCACAAAUGUUACCAAAAACAGAACUUUAUUUUGAAACUGAUAAUAAGAUAAUACACUUACUAUAUGAUUAUCUUUUUGUACAAGAAAUGUGCUUUAAAUAAUUUCUCAGCACUGGUAUUUUGAAGUUAAACCAUCAAUACUUUGUACUUUUGCCAUUUUACUAUAGUUACAGUCAUUUCAUAGCUGGAUAACAUGUUAAAAGGAAAUAUUUAAAACAAAAACAUCUUUGUAUGAUUUAAUUACAUUUAUCAAAUUUGAGAAAUCUUACAUUAAACAAUAUAAUACUAAUUUGGUUCCAAACUGCAUUUUCCUUUGCUGAAUUUAAUUUCACAAAAGAAGGAGCAUAAUCUAUUAUGCAUACUUUUUGAAUAUGUAAACCUUAAACUAAUGAUCAGCUUUUAAGUUAAUAGGCUUAAGAGGUAUCAUCUAUCAUUUCUCAUUGCUGAAGUAAACAAAUGGUAUUCUAGUGUAUAUAACUUUAUUUGUAUUUGAAAAUAUCUUUAACUCUUUCUAGCAGGAAAAUGCGGGCCAGACCAUUAUUAUUUUUUCUUGAAUUUUAUUAAAGAAAAAAAUCUUUGGAAUGAAUCUUUUUUUUGGUCGAAAUUGAGCUGUAAUGCAUUCUUUCUUGCAAAUAAAAUUUAUAACACUUAAACAAAAAUGUACUAAAGGAAGAACAUUCAAUAUUUUAACUUCAUUAACAUUUUAUUGUUUAAUUACUGCAGAGCUGUUAAGAAGUGUUACUUGUACUAGUGAUAUGACACCAUACAGGGAUCAAAGAAAUGAUUAAUGCUCAGGUUUGAUGUCGUUUGUCGGCUUCAUCGAUAUUAUUAGAAAAGUCAAGAAAAAUUAAUAUCUCCUUGUCAGUAGAAAACAAAUGCUCAUAAGCAUAAUAAUUUUUUAGCCAUAUGGAUGUUUUAAGGAACAACAUGUUUGGUGCAUUGAGUAUUGCUAAAUCAGCUCAAAACUUUUUUUUUGCUGAUCUAAAUGAUCAUAUUUGCAAAUUUCAAAGUAUUUUCAUACAGAACAAUCAAUUUUCAUUUAUAUUUUCUAAUUUUACUUAUGUUGCAAAAAUGAUUAUAAAUGUCAGCCAUCUGUCUGAUAUAAUUAAAUCAUAUUUGCAAUGUCAAAUGUUAAGGUUAUCUAUUUGCAUCAUAAGAUAAAACCUUGAAUUUUAUCCCUCUCCAUUGCUAUAAAGGAUAUUCUAUAAUUAUUUUAAUUAAGAAUUAAGAAAAGAAAAGGGAUAGAUGUACAUAUGCAAUUUAAGAAUAUGCAUACAUUUUAAACCUAUACAACAAUGUAUAUAACACAACCCAAAGUGGCAAAUUCAAGUUCCCUUAGUCCCAUGUAUGUUUUUAUGGAACAGGCCUUUUAUGGAUGGUUACUCUAAAAGUGCCUUCCGUAGGUACCAUCUAGUUUUAGUAAAACAGUCCUAAGACAAAAGUCCCAUGAAUUGCUAAGUAAAAUUAGAAAAGUAUUUCUUCUUGUGCCAAUUGUACUUAAAAAAGCAUUGAUGUAUUUAGCAUGCCUUUACAAUUUACUAUUUGAUGGAAUUAGGUUUCUUCUGCAGGCUUGAAAUGAUAAGAUUAUUUAAUGUUUGCUGCAUUUAAAUGCAUUCAUUUUAUCAUUUCAGAAUAUUUCUAUAUCUUUUCUUCCUUGAUUAAAAUAAUAAUUUUAUUGCAUGGUAACCAGAAAAAAGGUUUAAGAUUUGUAAUGUUCAAUAAUAUCUUAUACUUUAUGACUGUUUUACUUUUUUGUCAUUUGAAAAAAUUAUAUAAAAAAGAAUCAUGUGCCAUUUAUUAACCAAAAACGUUCCGCUUGUUUGUGCAAAAGAGAUGACUAUUGUUGUGCAUCACAAUGAAGUAUUUUUUACUAUUACUAGUGCUUUUAUGUGUUUCAUUAAUGAAAUGUUUUCCCUUAAGGAGCAGCAAUAAAACAAUGUUAUUUGUGAAA